CCGGCAAAGAAAGAGAUUUGGGAUACAGAUAGACUAACACACACUCAGGCCAUCAAGCACAACCAGCAGAUCCCGCACAACCAUUUCCGCAAGGAUUGGCAGCGCCGCGUGCGCGUGCACUUCGACCAGGCCGGCAAGAAGAAGGCUCGCCGCAACGCUCGCGCUGCUAAGGCUGCCACCGUCGCUCCCCGCCCCGUCGACAAGCUCCGCCCCAUUGUCCGCUGCCCUACCCUUAAGUACAACCGCCGCGUCCGCGCCGGCCGUGGUUUCAGCUUGGCUGAGCUCAAGGCUGCUGGUAUCCCCCGCAAGCUUGCACCCACCAUCGGUAUCUCCGUCGACCCCCGCCGCCAGAACCUUUCCGAGGAGUCUCUUGCCGCCAACGUCGAGCGCCUGAAGGCUUACCGCAGCCGCGUCAUUCUCUUCNCCCGCAACAGCAAGGCCCCCAAGAAGGGUGACGCCUCUGCUGAGGAGGUCAAGGCUGCCAAGGAGAACUUCGUCAAGCAGGCCAACGUUACCUUCCCCAUCGAGAACAAGCCCCAGGUCGUUGAGGGCAAGCUCUCCGACUACCCUGGUGAGGAGAACGCCUACCGCAAGCUCCGUGACGUCCGCAGCGAGGCCCGCCUCGCCGGUACCCGCGAGAAGCGCGCCAAGGCCAAGGCCGAGGAGGCUGCCAACGCUAAGAAAUAA
Molecule: messenger RNA, 687 nt
Organism: Aureobasidium vineae
Lineage: Eukaryota; Fungi; Ascomycota; Dothideomycetes; Dothideales; Saccotheciaceae
Source: the annotation of a GenBank genome assembly